CGCAUCCAGCGACAUCGUCGUCUUCUCUUGACGUGGGCAAGUUUUCGAUCUCAGCUUUCGGGACCUGAUGGAGAGCAAGGAGGCUCCGGUGGCGGCGGCGGCGGCAGCGGUGCCGGAGAAGGAGUCGACGUCGUGCUUCAAGAGCACGGUGGGGGAGGACGCGUCGCUCCUGGAGAAGGCCAAGGACCAGUACAAGCAGUUCACGGGGGCGCAGGCGGGCGAGCACUGGGAGUGCCUCAAGAACAAGGUCAGCUCCAUGUUCGCCGACCCCAUCCCCUUCUUUGGCGGAGGCGCCAAGGACCACGGCUCCACCAACAACACGCCGCCGUCCGUCGAGUCACACUAAAUCGUCGUCGUCGUCGUCGUCUAGAUGGCCUAUCGUUACUACUACUAUACUACUACUACUCUAUGAGGAUCACUAGUUGGUUGGGUCUUAUUUUUAGUUCUGGUUAAAACCUGUAUCGUCGUCAUUAUGUUCAAGUCUGGAUUAAACUUGAGGAACUGUAUAUUGUGGAUUUUUGACUUAAUUGAAUUAGUCAAGUGAUUAUGUCGAACAAGAGCUCUUUUUUUCGUAUUUUUUUUUCACUUUGUAUUCCCUUCUCGAUUCAAAUAAAGUUACAGAUUGUUUU
Molecule: messenger RNA, 629 nt
Organism: Triticum dicoccoides
Lineage: Eukaryota; Viridiplantae; Streptophyta; Magnoliopsida; Poales; Poaceae
Exons: 1
Coding region: 68-346 (92 amino acids)
Source: RefSeq, a predicted model, not a curated record